This is a messenger RNA of Mercenaria mercenaria, 766 nucleotides long. RefSeq lists its product as uncharacterized. The transcript has 3 exons. The record is from RefSeq and is a predicted model, not a curated record. NCBI's taxonomy places the organism in Eukaryota, Metazoa, Mollusca, Bivalvia, Venerida, Veneridae. Bases 6 to 683 code for a protein of 225 amino acids.
AAGAAAUGGAUCGAUUAUUGCAACGGAAAAGGAAAGAAAAUUCAACAUUAAUAAAUGCGUUUCUCACCAAGCGUUUGCAAUCAAUGUAUGACAAUGUGAUCGGACGACCUAUCAGCAACAAGUAUGUGAAGCCUGGAGGAUUUCGAAAAUACAAAUUGGAAAUGGACAGGUUAAAAAGGCAAUACAAAGCCGAAAUGAAAGGAGUUAAUGAAUAUGAAGUACAAAAAGCAUUAAUUUACUUUAUCGGAAGCAAGAUGGUGCGUGAGAAUGAAUUAAUGAUGUCUGAAGAAUUGCCAGAGGAAAAUGAAACUUGUGAACCACUUACUUUGAUUCAAAGAGAGGCGAAUGAGCUACAGCAAACAUGUCAAAGUGUCGCAACGGAUGUGCUGUAUAAGUCUGAGCUAUCUCUACAAAAGUUACGUGCUACAACAAAAGAAAACAUCACGAAAACAGAUGCAUCAUAUCAAACUAUACUGAAUGAGCUAACGAGAACCAUGGAAAUCCUUGAAGAGCUGGCAUUGGGCAUUAAAAUGCAACAACAGUCCGAAGAAAAGAUGUUCUUGAAACAUCUUGAAGAUCUGAGAAUGGAAAAACCUCUGAACGAGGAAGAUGAAAACAAGAGCCUAGAAUUGCUUCUUGAGCAAUUGUCCUACGUGUCCUUUUCUGAAGACCUUGACUUUUAAUUAAGUGUUGUCUGAUGCAUUCAACAUUUGAUAGGAUAAUAAUUUUUUCUAGCCUCAUAUCAUAUUACAUCAUAUUACAUGUU